UGGUUCUUUUGUGCUGAGUAUGGCGCGUUUGUUCGCCCUUGGGCUGAUUGCAUCUUUCAUUCCAUUCCAUCCUCCUUCUUGACAACAGACCGCAGCCAAUGCAGAAUAUACCAGGACUCUCAUUCUUUGACGGGCUCACUCGAUCGCGCGCGCUGCAGAGCCGCACCUCAUCCAAUUCGGCAUCCUCACCUCCAGAGACACCUCUGCAGGACGCAACUCCUUUCAGAAACGGCAAGGGCGCAGACAUAGACACAGACACAGACACAGUAUCACACCCGCUUGGCAAGGACGGCGACAGAGUCCAGGAUGAAUCCUCAGACACGUUUGAUGACCCAUUAUCACUAGCUACCUCCAACAGCAACUCAUCGGCCUCCACACUCCCCGCAGCUUCGUUUUCCAGACGUGCAGCUACUAUCUCGUCCGGAUCUUCGUCACCCAUGCCCGGUUUGCCUGGCAGACGCGCCACCAGUUCCUCCACCAUGGGUCGGUCUUCCAUUCUGUCGCUAGACAACAUUUUUUCAGCCCCGAUUCUGAGCCGUCGAGCCAGCAGUAUUACAGAGAGUGCGACUGCCUCGGGACGCGCGCGAAGUGCGUCAACAGCAAGCAAAGAGAAUGAGGAACCAACAGCCAAGGACGUGUCAUUGAUGGCUCAAGGGACUCAGGCGUAUGCAAUGCUGAAACGGAUCCAGGAGCAUCCAAUUGAACUCGCGGAUAUCAUUCGACUUCUCGUUACCAAGAAGGCAAUCUUAAUUCUCCCAACAUGUCCUAUCUCGAAAGACGAAUCGGGUCCAACAAGGGCGACCUAUGAGGAUCAUGUCAUCAUUCCAGAGAGUACCCAGGGCGAAUCGCUCUUCGUCACACUCAGUGGAAUCCGUGGUGUAUUAAAGCCGGCAUCGUCUUCUGUCGCUAUUCUGGGCAUGGCGACAGGACAGGAUUUCGGGACAAUUGCAUCGGAUGCUUCUGGACUGACAAAACGCUCGUUUUUUGAUAAUGUCUCGAAAUCAGAAGGGCCAGAAGGGUCUGGAGCAGUUGAUGGCAGCAAGGAGUUGAAGUUGGUGAACUCGAGCAAGAGACCUGUCGUCAUUUUUGUCGAUUCUGUGGGGUCGAUACAUACGCUUUUGGUCGAUAGUGUCAUACCUAGUCCAGAAGGCGAUGCUGUGCCCACACCGAUCGUGCCCUUGGCAAUAGGAAUCGCAACAGUAAAAGACCGCUCUGCAGCGAUGCGGACUCCAAGCGCGGCAAGUUCCGUACGCUCGAUGAAUAUCUCAGACGACAAGGAUGGAACGCCCUUACCCAAGCUACCAAGGAUUGCCUCAGAUCUACCGCUUGAAUGGGAUAGCACGGUCAAGGAUCUGGAGAGGUACAUUUCGUAGCGAAACUCAGAAAGAGUCCUCUGCCCAACGGUGACCGGUACGCCAAUGACUUUCAGCGGAAGUAUGACGAUGUUCGCCACAGGUUCGAGGU
Molecule: messenger RNA, 1464 nt
Organism: Gamsiella multidivaricata
Lineage: Eukaryota; Fungi; Mortierellomycota; Mortierellomycetes; Mortierellales; Mortierellaceae
Exons: 3
Coding region: 99-1373 (424 amino acids)
Source: RefSeq, a predicted model, not a curated record